AUGUCUUCAAAUAGUACUAAUAGUAAUUCUUCCAAGAAUGAUGCCAAAGUUAAUUUUGAAUAUUUGUGGAAGGAAUUCGUUUUUAAAUCGGUAAAUUUAAUAUUGAAUCACCGUAUAAACUGGCCUAUUGAUCGGGUGAAGGAUGAGAAAACAACAUCAUGGUUUCAAAUUAAAUUACAAGAAACGGAGGAGGUGAACAAAGAUUUGGAAAAGCUGUUCAAGACCUUCUCUCCAAAAGCAACUCAAAAAACGAUAUUUAUUGAUAUAUAUGCAGAAGAAACACCAACAAGCCCAAAUGAAAAGGGUAAAAAACAUUUAAUGGAGAGAUGGUGUAUUGAAUAUAUGGAUAAAUCAAGAGAAGCCACACUAACCGAGAAGCAGCAAGAUGAAUUACUGUAUCAAGUGCGUGUGGCAUACAGAAAAUUUAUUGUACUAUUCCGAUCUCUAUUUUCAUAUAUUCUGUUAUUACCUGCAUAUUCGAUCUAUCAAAAGCUGCAAAAACAUAGAACAGGAAUGGGAUAUACUUUGGGAUUCGUGCUUUCUCAUGUUGAACCAACUUCACCUAUCGAACCAACUUACUUACGAAGCGUUGAUUUUCAUUCUAUCGAAGCCACUUCAAUGUGCAAACUCAAAGUUAGUGUAAAAUAUAGAAAGCAAAAAUUUUCAGAGCUAUUAACUGUCAGCGAUCAUUCAGUGUUGAGAGAAAGUCAAAUUGAUGUGGACUAUUUCUCGGAUAACAAGAAUGAACAACCAAUUAACGAGGAUAAUAAGAAAAAGAGGACAUUAUCUGUUCAUUAUAGUGAACCAAUUUCUAGUAAUUUGGAAAAUCCUGUAGAACCUUCAUCUCUAAAAGAGGAAAUUAUUCCUCCUCUUGAUAUCGAUCGAAAAAGAGAGAGAGCUGUGAGCAUGCCCCCUAAAAAAAAGGAACCACAAAACAUCAAUAAUGAAGAUGUUCCAAACAGCAGCCAAUCUCUCAGCAAACCUGUAAAUAUUCCACUCACCUUUGAACGUCACAAACUUCCAAGCAAAUUUCUACCAACAGAAACUCCACCAUUUUCUAAUGCAUUUUCCCUUGGAUCAUCUCCUGCUUCUUUACCUCGACAAAACAGUGUAAAUAACAUGACACAUGUAUCUCCUCCAUUUAGUUUUGAAAAUCUCAAAUUUUCCCCUAUUGGAUCUUAUACUCCACCAUCAUUACUAUCUGAAUCUCUUCUGAAAGAAUCCCCAAGUUCAAAUCAAGCAUUCGAAAGAUAUAGUACCGUACCACCCAUGUUUGUUGGAAGCUUAAAAGACAUUCCAAGCUCUCUUGAAUCUCACAGACAUAAAUUCCAAAUGGACUUUAUACCAACACUUCUUGAAGAUAUCGAGAGCAUGAGAGAGCAUGAUGAAUUUGAUCACAACCAUCAUGGUUCAUCAACUAUUGAUGAUGAUUUUCCAUUUCUUGGGUCUAUUGAAGAUAUGCACAACACGCCUGGCAGUGAGGGGCAUGACGAUGAUAAGGACGAAAAAAUUGGAGCGCUUUUAACAAUGCUUUCGAAAGCGUCACACCAUUCGACCUCAUUCAACCCAACGUCCAUGGAAAACAUUGUGAAAGACUUUGAGCAAAUUAGAAUCACGUUGCAGUCAUUAGACAAAAACCAAUAA
Messenger RNA from Naegleria lovaniensis, 1644 nucleotides. RefSeq lists its product as uncharacterized. Gene Ontology annotation, cellular component: extrinsic component of membrane; Atg1/ULK1 kinase complex; cytosol. The record is from RefSeq and is a predicted model, not a curated record. Gene Ontology annotation, biological process: protein localization to phagophore assembly site; autophagosome assembly; mitophagy. NCBI's taxonomy places the organism in Eukaryota, Heterolobosea, Eutetramitea, Acrasida, Naegleriidae. Bases 1 to 1644 code for a protein of 547 amino acids. The transcript is spliced from 3 exons.